Molecule: messenger RNA, 414 nt
Organism: Penaeus monodon (black tiger shrimp)
Lineage: Eukaryota; Metazoa; Arthropoda; Malacostraca; Decapoda; Penaeidae
Product: peroxisome proliferator-activated receptor gamma coactivator-related protein 1-like
Exons: 1
Coding region: 1-414 (137 amino acids)
Source: RefSeq, a predicted model, not a curated record
AUGUGGAUUAAGGUAUGCGGAUUCAAGUUAUGUGGUUUAAGUUAUGUGGAUUCAAGUUAUGUGGAGUCAAGUUAUGUGGAUUCAAGUUAUGUGGAUUCAAGUUAUGUGGAUUCAAGUUAUGUGGAUCCAAGUUCUGUGGAUCCAAGUUAUGUGGAUCCAAGUUAUGUGGAUCCAAGUUCUGUGGAUCCAAGUUAUGUGGAUCCAAGUUAUGUGGAUCCAAGUUAUGUGGAUCCAAGUUAUGUGGAUCCAAGUUAUGUGGAUCCAAGUUAUGUGGAUCCAAGUUAUGUGGAUCCAAGUUAUGUGGAUCCAAGUUAUGUGGAUCCAAGUUAUGUGGAUUCAAAUUAUGUGGAUCCAAGUUCUGUGGAUCCAAGUUAUGUGGAUUCAAGUUAUGUGGAUCCAAGUAUGUGGAUCUAA